Molecule: messenger RNA, 1010 nt
Organism: Lolium perenne
Lineage: Eukaryota; Viridiplantae; Streptophyta; Magnoliopsida; Poales; Poaceae
Product: protein ELF4-LIKE 4
Biological process (GO): positive regulation of circadian rhythm; entrainment of circadian clock
Source: RefSeq, a predicted model, not a curated record
AUUACUACUAAAGUUUUGCUUGUCCACCUCCAUGACUCCAUCGCUCUUUUCUUUUCUUCUCUCAUCUCAUCUCUUCUCUUCUCUCGUGUGCUUCUUCUGUACUGCUACUUGCUACUAGGAGAGAGUUAGUAGAAGAGGAGAGGGAGAGAGAUGGCCAUGAUUUCAGCUCAGGCUCUUCCUCUCUCCCCAAACACUUCCCGAUAGAUUCCAUCCCCUGUCUAUCAUCCUGGGUAUCCGCCCCCUUUUCCUCUUCUUAAUUGCAAAGGUUUCUGCAGGAUAACAUUUGUUUGGGGACACUAGCUACUAGGUCUGGCGUGUGAGCCGGGUGAAGAAGAAUCAACAAGAGUUCAGAAGAGAUGGAAGGCGACAGCUUCUCCGGGAUGGGCAAUGGCGGCGGCGCCGGCGCCGGGGGCCAUCACCAGCAGGUGGUGGACGGGAAGCUGAUCCAGACGUUCCACAAGAGCUUCGUGCAGGUGCAGAGCAUCCUGGACCAGAAUCGGAUGCUCAUCAGCGAGAUCAACCAGAACCACGAGUCCCGUGCGCCCGACAGCCUCACCCGCAACGUCGGCCUCAUCCGGGAGCUCAACAACAACAUCCGCCGCGUCGUCGGCCUCUACGCAGACCUCUCCGCCUCCUUCGCGCACCGCGGAGGCAUGGACGGCGGCUCCUCGGAGGGCGACUCCUCGGGCACGCUCCGCUCCCCCGACGCCGCCGCGCGCGCUGCCGCCGGUCAGAAGCGCGUCAGGCCCGGCUAACUUCUUGGCAUCGUCUCGGAUGCUGUGUAGUACCAGCUAGCAAGGCAGCUCCAGGAUGUGAGUUACUACUUAAUACUAGGCUAGUUCUUGUUCCUUGGUUAAUCUCUUGCUGUUCUUCUCCUCCUCCAUUGCUACAAAGUGCUUCCUGAUGAUGAGAUAAAGAGAACUUUUUUAUGUACAAGUUCAUGUGACGAUGUGAAAGAAACAGCACUGUAGAAGCAGAAGUAGUUCUUGAUAAUCUGCUCAUUUUUGUCA